AUGAGCACAUAUAUAUUUAAAUAUACAAAGACAUUGUGGGAUCAACCCAGAACUCUUCAAGUGUGUGUGAUUAUCACUUUUGAGGAGUGACUAUUCACCCCAAAUUGAUCCGUCCAAUCAUCUCUACCUAGGGUUUCUUCACCGGAAUUUCGAUUCAAUUUUUUGUCGGCAUCUCCUCGAUCGGCGAUGUUAGGUAUUGAGAUGAUGAAUGGCGUCAAAGUGUCGGACGAGAUGUUGGGGACAUUCGCGCCGAUAAUCGUCUACUGGCUGUAUUCGGGGAUUUACGUCUUGCUAGGCUCACUCGACGAUUACCGGCUGCACACGCGCAAGGAUGAAGAUGAGAAGAAUUUGGUGUCCAAGAGCGAUGUCGUCAAAGGCGUGCUCCUCCAGCAGGCGGUUCAGGCCGUCGUCGCCUCCCUUCUCUUCGCCAUUACUGGAAGCGACAGCGAUCCUGCGCACGCUCAGGUGACUUCCCUCAUUGUUCUUGCUCGGCAAUUCUUGGUUGGGAUGAUGGUGUUAGAUACCUGGCAGUACUUCAUGCACCGCUACAUGCACCAAAACAAGUUCUUGUACAAGCACAUCCAUUCUCAACAUCACCGGCUGGUUGUCCCUUAUGCGUUUGGAGCUCUGUACAACCACCCUAUUGAAGGCCUGCUUCUGGACACAGUAGGCGGUGCUCUAUCCUUCCUGGCAUCAGGCAUGUCUCCUCGAGCUUCCAUCUUCUUUUUUUCGUUUGCUACCCUCAAAACAGUCGAUGAUCACUGUGGGCUAUGGUUACCGGGCAAUCUCUUCCACCUUCUCUUUAGAAACAACUCUGCCUAUCACGAUAUCCACCACCAGCUCUACGGCAAUAAGUACAACUUUUCCCAGCCAUUCCUUGUGAUGUGGGAUAGGAUCCUCGGUACUUACAUGCCGUAUUCGCUUGAGAAGAAUGUCAACGGGGGCUUCGAAGCACGACCCUCAAAAGAAUACAAGGAAGACUGAUUUUAACAACAAUCACUUGCUGUAACAAUUUGUAUCACUACAGGUUUUGUUUAUUUUUUUGAAUUGUUACGCCGGCAUUGUUUAGUGAUUAUGUGCCGGCAUUGUGUAGUGAUUAUGAGUGCUCUUUAUAUUCGUACAUAUACAUAUUCGAUGUGCA
Molecule: messenger RNA, 1141 nt
Organism: Salvia splendens (bonfire salvia)
Lineage: Eukaryota; Viridiplantae; Streptophyta; Magnoliopsida; Lamiales; Lamiaceae
Product: sphinganine C4-monooxygenase 1
Exons: 2
Coding region: 187-984 (265 amino acids)
Biological process (GO): lipid biosynthetic process
Molecular function (GO): iron ion binding; oxidoreductase activity
Source: RefSeq, a predicted model, not a curated record